Molecule: messenger RNA, 7928 nt
Organism: Thunnus maccoyii (southern bluefin tuna)
Lineage: Eukaryota; Metazoa; Chordata; Actinopteri; Scombriformes; Scombridae
Gene: cachd1
Product: cache domain containing 1
Exons: 27
Coding region: 381-4298 (1305 amino acids)
Cellular component (GO): voltage-gated calcium channel complex
Molecular function (GO): voltage-gated calcium channel activity
Source: RefSeq, a predicted model, not a curated record
UCCAGGCGCCGGUAGGACUGUCUGUGUUUCCACGCCUCCCACUUUCACCCCCAUUGUGGUGAAUCUCCGGCUCUCACACACUUUGCCAGACUUCCAGGAGUUGGAGAGGCUGAUCGAAGACGGAACACCGGCAACAUUUUUAAAAAAAGAGAGAGCGAAAAACCAUAUCCUCUUUCACGCAUGGAUCUGUUUUCUUCUCUGCAGGGAUUUCACGGAGGUGCAAUGGUUUGCGCUGCUGGAAUUUUUGGAGACUCGUACAGGAGAGAAAGGGCACACGUACUCUGCACUGCAAAGUUGUAAAAGUAGUUUCCCUUGAAGUUUUUUUUUUCCGCCAACAGCCCUGACUCCGUGUUUCUCCAGCCUGUAGACCCACAGCCAUCAUGGCGAGGCGGACAGCGGGGAGAUCGCUGGGUUUGACGCCGGAUACGCGCGCUGCUUUCCGGGAUAGUCUGCUUCGGUUUGUGGCUUUUUCAUGGAGCUUCGUUUUAAUCUGCUCGGCUCUUUCUUGUGGAUAUUGCGGAGCAGAGACGGAGUUUUCCAUCCUGGAGGAAGCGCAGGUUUUGUCCGAGCAGAUGAAGAAGCUGUCCUCUCAGGAGCUGGGAGUCUUUACUAUGCAGAGGAUUUUCAACUCGUUUGUGUACACCGAGAAGACAUCAAACGGAGAGACAGAAGUGCAGCAGUUGGCCAAGAAGAUUCGGGAGAAGUUCAACCGCUACCUGGAUGUGGUGACCAGGAACAAACAAGUAGUGGAGGCGUCAUACACCGCCCACCUCACUUCUCCACUCACAGCAAUACAGGACUGCUGCUCCAUACCAGCAUCUAUGAUGGAGUUUGAUGGAAACUUCAAUACCAACGUCUCCAAGACCAUCUGCUGUGACAGACUUUCACCCACCGUCAACAGCCGAGCUUUCAACCCUGGACGAGACCUCAACUCAGUUUUGGCAGACAACCUGAAGUCCAACCCGGGUAUAAAAUGGCAGUACUUCAGCUCAGAGGAGGGCAUCUUCACUGUGUUCCCUGCCCAUAAAUUCCACUGUAAAGGAAGUUACGAGCACCGCAGCAGGCCUGUGUAUGUGUCUGCAGUGCGUCCCCAGUCUAAACACAUCGUAGUGAUGGUGGACCACGGAGCGUCGGUAACUGACACCCAACUACAGAUUGCCAGGGACUCUGCCCUGGUCAUCCUAAACGCCAUAGAUGAACACGACAAGAUCUCCAUCCUGUCCGUGGCAGAGACGGUUCGCUCCUGUUCUCUGGACCAGUGCUAUAAGAGCCUGCUGUCUCCAGCCACCAGCGAGACCAAGAGGAAGAUGACCACCUUCAUCUCCAACAUCAAAGCCUCUGACGGUACCACACAGCACGCAGCGGGCUUCCAGAAGGCCUUCCAGCUGCUCCGCAACACUACCAGCCUCAGCAAGCAGAGUACCACCACAGACAUGGUGAUCAUCUACCUGUCGUCUGGUAUCACGUCUCGAGAGUCCUCGGAGCAGGAGAAGAGAGCGACACUCAGUGUGGUCAGAGAGGAGAACAGACACCUCAACAACUCUGUCAUGAUCCUCACCUACGCUCUCAUGAAUGAGGGAGUAACAGGUCUGAAGGAGUUGGCCUUCCUGAGGGACCUUGCGGAGCAGAAUUCGGUGAAGUAUGGCGUCGACCGAGCAUCUGACCGAGACCGUUCUGUAGCGUCCUCGUCCGGAUCAGCAGGGACUUCCAUGAUGCCAGUGAUGAAGGGCAGCAUGAUGGUGCUGAACCAACUGAGCAACCUGGAGACGACAGUGGGUCGCUUCUACAUCAACCUACCCAACCGUAUGAUCGACCUGGCCCGUUUCAGCCUGCCCUAUGCUGACCCCAUGGGAGACGGCUUUAUUAUGACUGUGAGCCGGCCGUGUUAUUUUGGUAACCUGCUCCUGGGCGUAGUCGGGGUGGAUGUGAAUCUUGCCUACAUCUUGGAGGAUGUCACCUACUACCAAGACUCUCUGGCUUCAUACACCUUCCUCAUUGACAACAAAGGUUACACCCUGAUGCACCCAUCACUAACACGGCCCUAUCUGAUGACGGAGCCUCCCCUGCACACAGACAUCAUCCACUAUGAGAACAUCCCAGGAUUCCCCGCUGUACGACAGAAUAUCCUCAGCCUCCCUUUGGGCAGUCAGAUCAUCGUCGUGCCGGUCAACUCCUCUCUGUCCUGGCACACCAACCGACUCAGGGACAACAGCAAAGACGCAUACAACGUUAGCUACGCCUGGAAGCUGGUCCAGGACACGUCGUUCAUCCUGUGCAUCGUGUACGUGCAGCCAGAGAUCCCAGUAAAGCAGCUGAAGAACCUGAACACCGCUCCCAGCUCCAAGCUCCUCUACCAUCGUUUAGACCUGUUGGGUCAGCCCAGCUCCUGCCUGCACUUCAAACAGCUCGCCACCGUCGAAUCUCCCACAGUGAUGUUGGCAGCUGGUAGUUUCUCCUCUCCCUACGAGCACCUCAGUCAGCCAGAAACAAAGCGUAUGGUGGAGCACUACACCGCCUACCUGAGUGAUAACACCAGGCUCAUAGCCAACCCAGGCCUCAAGUCCUCUGUCAGGAACGAGGUUAUGGCGACCAGUCACGUCACGGAUGAGUGGAUGACACUAAUGGAAAUGAGUAGCCUCAACUGCUACAUUGUGCGGCGUUACAUAGCAACGCCCAGUGGGGUGCUCCGGAUUUACCCAGGAUCAUUGAUGGACAAAGCCUUCGACCCGACCCGUAGACAAUGGUACCAGCAUGCGGUGGCUAACCCUGGCCUCAUCACCUUCACGGGGCCCUACCUGGAUGUGGGUGGGGCAGGUUAUGUUGUGACCAUCAGUCACACCAUCCAUGCCUCCAGCUCUCAGAUGGCCCCUGGUUAUGCAGUUGCAGUGAUGGGUAUAGACUUUACCCUACGCUACUUCUAUAAGGUCCUGCUGGACCUGCUGCCCAUCUGCAACCAGGACAAGGGCAACAAGAUCAGGUGCUUCAUAAUGGAGGACAGGGGAUACCUGGUAGCACAUCCCACUCUCAUUGACCCCAAAGGUCAUGCUCCUGCAGAGCAACAGCACAUCACACACAAGGAGCCACUGGUGGCGAAUGACAUCCUGAAUCAUCCCAACUUUGUCAAGAAAAACCUGUGUAACAGCUUCAGUGACCGCACCGUGCAGCGCUUCUACAAGUUCAACACCAGCAUACUGGGGGAUCUAACCAACCUCGUCCACGGUAGCCAUUGUUCUAAGUAUCGUCUGACCCGAAUCCCUGGCACCAACGCAUUUGCUGGUAUCGUCAACGAAACUUGUGACUCUCUGGCGUUCUGCGCCUGCAGCACCGUGGACCGCCUCUGUCUCAACUGCCACAGAAUGGAGCAGAAUGAGUGUGAGUGCCCAUGUGAGUGCCCUCUAGAGGUCAACGAGUGUACAGGCAACCUCACCAGUGCUGAAAACAGAAACCCUAGCUGUGAGGUGCAUCAGGAGCCCAUCAGUCUGAAUGUGAUUGAUCCCAGUUUGCAUGACACCCUGCCCCAGUGUAUCAACACCCGCUGCAGCCAGAGAUACACCAGCAGCGACUGUUUCGGUGUGUUGGACUGUGAGUGGUGCAUGGUGGACAGAGAUGGUAAAACUCAUCUAGACAAGCCAUACUGUGCCCUGCAGAAAGAGUGUUUCGGGGGCAUCGUCGGCGCAAAGAGUCCCUAUGUGGAUAGCAUGGGGCUUCUGGACGAGGAGGUGGCGUCUCUGAACAUGAUCAAGAGCGCACCUGUAGGUCCCGUCGCCGGGGGCAUCAUGGGAUGCAUCAUGGUGUUGGUGUUGGCCGUGUAUGCGUACAGACACCAGAUCCACAGGCGCUCACACCAGCACAUGUCACCACUGGCAGCGCAGGAAAUGUCAGUGAGAAUGUCCAACCUGGAUAACGAAAGAGAUGAGAGGGAUGAAGACAGCCAUGAGGACAGAGGAAUCAUAAGUAACACUCGAUUUAUUGCCGCGGUGAUCGAGAGGCACACUCACACUCCAGAGCGGAGACGGAGGUACUGGGGACGAUCGGGGACAGAGAGUGACCAUGGCUACAGCACCAUGAGUCCACAGGAGGACAGCGAGAAUCCACCCGGCAACAACGACCCGCUCUCCGCGGGUGUCGACGUCGGAAACCACGACGACGACCUGGACCUGGACACGCCUCCCCAGACGGCCGCUUUGCUCAGCCACAAGUUCCACCCCUACCGGCACACGCACACACACCACCACCCGCUGCACACGCACCACCUGCAAGCUGCAGUCACCGUGCACAGUGUGGAUGCAGAGUGCUGAUCCUCAGUGUGAACUGCACCCUCCUGCCAGGGAUGGAACUGUUUUUUUUAUGAAAGACUAUUUUUAAAAAACACUUGUGCUUGAUUAGACGGCACUCAGUGGGUACUGUCGGGAUAGAUGGUCCCUGGAAACUCCGCCAUGAAUGGAUGUUUAGCUUAAUAUGGGUAUUAUCCUCAUGCUCUCGUUUUGCCAACAUCCCCAUCUCAACCUUUUUUUCAUUGAACCCCAUUCAAAAGCUGGCGAGUGAAAAUAAUCAGACCCGGGGCCAGUAAAAAUAACGAAAUGUUUGUUUUCUGGAGGAAUUUGACAUUGAGGACUCUGUAAGAGCACACAAAAACCUUUGGGAGCAAACAAAAUGGUGUUUGAGCCCAUUCAUCGGCCUUUCAUAAGGAGAGGACACAACUGGAACCUAAAAGCCUUGAGGGAGGACAAAGUUCUUCAUUUCCAAGUGGAAGGCCAGAGCAAACACUUUUAUAGAACCAGUGGAUAAUUAAAUUAAAUCUAGAGCCUGAUGGGAAGCCCUUUCUCCUCAGGGCUCUCCCUCCUAAGCUCCACACAGGUUGUUUCCCACUAAGCUCCACUUGUGGUGAGGGGCAGGAGGGGAACAGAGCACUCCUUACAUUUGUGAAAACUGCUGGACAUCUCUGAUGAAGAGUUAAAAUACUGUAUUUCCAACACAGACAUGGAUCUAAUGUGGGAUUCUAUCAUUCUAUAUCACAACUUUACUCUCCCUGAUUCUGCGGAUAGACACUCAAAACGUUGGUCAUCUGUGAAAGUUUCUGCCUUUUUAUCCAAAGGAGUAGCUGCUGGCCUUAUAUGAAAGGGUUUAAAAUAUAUGGACAUUUUUCAUAAAUAUCCAUGAACUUCACGAUAGAAAAGAUUUUCUCUGAUCCACAUGAAUACAGAAAAAAAAAACACUAUUAAGAGGAAUAAGAUUAUUUUUCUACUAUUUAUUAAAGAGGUAGAUUGCAGGACAGAUGAGCAAAGAGCUGCAGCUAGUCAAGUGUUAUUCACAUACACACUCCCUGUAACUAAUGCAUCAUAUCAUAAGCUCAUCAUUUUCAUUUAUUUCUCCCCCAAAAUUUGUGAAUGUAUGUGUUUAUUUUGAAUUUUAAGAAUAUCACUACAUUACUAGAAGUGAAAAUUGGACUAUUUGCAGCGCAACUCAUUUUUUGUUUUACAUCACUCUGGUGCGUAACGAGCAGCUCGUUUGCUUUAUUUCCUCCAUUUUUCUUUUUUCACUUUCUGUUACCAGAAGCAUACAGUACUCUGAGCUAUGCUCUCCACCAGAGGAUCCCGUUCACUAUACAGAGUGGUGAACAGUGUCUUCUUUAAGCAGGAAACCUCUUUGGAUGGGCAGGGACCUAAAAUCUGAGUUAAAAUCAGAUGUGCUUCUUUCAAAAAAUAAAAAAUAAAAAUAAUAAAAAAAAUAUAAAAAAUCCAGAUAUUUUUGAGGGUAUUGGUAAAAAAACAAAAACAACAAGCCUUAUUCACGUCAUGUCAGAGCAGUUAGGAGGAGGUGGUCCGUGACAUACACAGCACAUUUUUUUGUUUCUGUCUGUUUUCACACUUCUGAUUCACUGAGGUCUGUGUGUACUUGCAAGGUAAGACUCGCUGUGCCGAACAUCUUUAUUCUGGACAUGUCCUCUCUAUCGGGAGAGAGAGAGAGAGAACUUGGACGCUCGCUGGCCUUUUUAAGCCUCCUGGGGAUGGAGGAUGGAAGAGAGAAAGUAACACCAGCAAAACAUCCCCCUGGCUUUAGUCACUGCUGGGGGAUUUGGUGUGUCCGGAUAAUUGGGGACCCUCACAGUGGUCUUGAGAAACUGACAGAGACUGAGUGAUGUCCUCUCUAUCUGCCUGAGUAGAAAAACACCAAUACAGAAUGUUGUUUUUUCCCCCCCCAUUUUACUACAGUUUUUUGCCUGUGUUGCCGAGCAGAUAGUGUGUGUACGUUAACGCUGUGUGCUAAAUUUUGUGCAAAAAUAAGUUUCCAUUGAUGCCCGUGAUGGAGUCUCCCCCCCUCAUCAAAGAGUGAGAGAGGGGAGAGAUGCUGCUGUUAUUGUACAGAGGCUACACCCAUCUGUCAGCUCCUCUGUGGUUAACCACUCAAAAUAUCUUUUCUACACGUCUCUGGUGUGUGUGAGAGUGUGUGUGUGUGUGUAUGUGAGAGAUAGCGUGAAGAAUGAAUGUUGAUCCACCUGGAACCUUUUCAUUGAAUGCAUUGUUGUAUUUUUUUUUCAAGAUAGUAUUAGAGAAUAUAGGUGAAAUUAUUAUGAUUGAGAAAUCCACUUAUUUUUAUUCUGAUGAAGCGUCACUCGACCCGAUCUGUGCUUAGUUGGUUUGAUUGUUCAACCGGUCAAAUCAUGUCAGUAUGGCAUCCAUUUAUUUCUGGGUGCAAAAAAUGUCUGUUGUGUUUUUUUUGUUUUUUUUUCAGAGAUUCAUUAUGAAGUGUAAAUACAGAAUCACAAAUAGCUAUUAAUGUCCUGUACACUCCAGUUUUUUUUAUGUUGGUAAGACAUGAUGUAUGCUUCAAGUGAUGCUCAGAUAUUUGGGUUGAUAUUGAAUUGUCUGUUCAUGGUGUCUCACUAUAUUUUUGAUGCCUUGGAUGUUUUGUUUUUUUAGGUUUAUUUUUCUUUAGGUCCAUAUUGGAUGGAAGUCAGUACUUGGAAAAAAUUAAUACACACUUUUACGUUUGAGAGACUUCUAGUUUUCAAAGUUUUAUUGUGUGUUUUGGAAAUGUCAAAGAAAGCUUAUCUCUCCGUAAACUAAUUCUAGAUUGCAAGAAUAACGGUACUUCAUCUUUUCACUGAGUAAUGACCAAAAAUAACAGUGUAUUAGGUUCGGGGUUUACAGUAGGCUGCUAUGGUUCUGUUGCUACUUAAGACUGAAAAUCACAUUCAUUUACAGCUAGUGUUGUGUGUUUGUCACUUUAGUAGAAUAUUUACAUUAACACACCCGAUGGGAGCCCAUUAAAGUUUCAGCUGCAAAAGUGUGAAAUAAAUUAUCUCUGAUAGAGCUGAGAGACUAAAACCUACAUUACAUGUUGGUGUUGCCUUGUACAUCCUCACUUCAUAAAACCACUGUUCUUGAACUCACUGGAUGUAUGUAGUGGGUGAAAUAUUCCAGUUCAUUGUCAUCAUUAUUCUAUUUGACCAGUUACUGAUAGAGGUUUGUCUGUAUAAACCAGAUUUAUUAACAGUUCCUGUCCCUGUAUGUCAUGUUUAGACCCACAGUCAUUCACAACAACGGAAAAAACUGCUCUCAGUUCAGUCUGACAUCAAAGCAGUCUUGUAGCAUUUCAGGGCAAUCUUUUUAGAUCAAUGCAGUCUUGCAGAUAUCGUGUGUUGAGGCAAUUUGUUUUCCUCUAAAUUGAGUUUGUUGUCAAAGGCAUUUUUUUCUGGAGAGCUUUUAAACAGUAUUUACCAGCUGUUGUAAACAAGUAUAUGUGUGUGUAUACAGAACACUCUGAAUCGCAUUAAUUAAUGUACUGAAGGAACAUGUGUACAUCACCCCCUCAUGUAUCAUAUAAAGUUAUCAAAUUGAGAUUUAUUGCAAUGUGAAUGUGAUAAAGUCCAUUUUACACUUAAAUUGCCUCUUGUUUUUUUUUAUUCCAUACAAUUUUUGUGAGGG